UGAACUACCCGUCACCCACCCCAAGCUCGACGUCCACCGCAUGACAGACCAUGAUUCUCCUCUCCUGGUCCAAACCGACGCUCUCCGCCUCUCUCCGAGCCGUAGACGCCUGUAUCUGGACCCUAGGCGUGACUCCUCCGCGCGCUUCCGCUGAUGACGAGGCCGUCCGUCGGGUGACACUGGAGUACACCAGCCAGGACGCCAAGGCUUUCAACGAUGCGUUUACUGCUACUUCACGGAGCAAGAGUGUGAUCGGGCAAAAAGAGGAAGCAUCCGCCGUUUUUGGCCCCGGAAAAUCUCGUUUCGUGUGUUUCAGCGGCGCAAUGGCGGAGCGAUAUCAGUUAAAACCUCUUGAUGUAUACUCGAGACGCAUUUUCAAGGCAAAGGGCACCGAUGAUGGCAUGGCUCAAGAGCUGUCAACUUGACGCAAGCGGGAGACUCG
Aspergillus saccharolyticus JOP 1030-1 is the source of this 442-nucleotide messenger RNA. Its product is annotated as putative nucleoside-diphosphate-sugar epimerase. The transcript has a single exon. Lineage: Eukaryota; Fungi; Ascomycota; Eurotiomycetes; Eurotiales; Aspergillaceae. The record is from RefSeq and is a predicted model, not a curated record. Bases 51 to 425 code for a protein of 124 amino acids.